AUGAUAAUUUCAAUGGUAUAUGCCUCAGAAAAUUUUAGGAGUGCCAUGGGUAUGGUUACUCUCUUGUCUGGCCAGCCAAAAGAAGGUGUUGCAGUAGAAGCUCGGUCAGAAUCAAAAGGCUUUUAUGAGGAGACACUGACAGAUUCAGCAGGAAGUUAUCGUCUGCGGGGACUCCUGCCUGAUACUACCUAUAUAAUCAAAGUUGCAAAAAAGGGUGACUUUGAUAGCAAUCCAAUUGAACGUGCAUCUCCCGAAUCUACUGCUGUUCAGGUUGGAUCUGAGGAUGUCAGGGGAUUGGAUUUUUUGGUAUUUGAACAGCCAGAAAUGACCAUUUUAAGUGGCCAUGUUGAGGGGAAGAGAAUCAAAGAGUUUCAGCCACACCUCCAGGUAGAAAUCAAAUCAGCUAGUGACCCAUCUAAGCUUGAAUCUGUCUUCCCGCUGCCCUUGUCAAACUUCUUCCAGGUGAAGGACUUGCCUAAAAGCAAGCACCUUCUGCAACUUCGAUCAACCAUCCCAUCAAGUACUUACAGAUUUGAGUCUGAAGUUAUUGAGAUCGACUUAGAGAAAAAUACCCAAAUUCAUGUGGGUCCACUCAGAUACAAGUUUCAGGAGGAUCACCAGAAACAGGAAUUGACUUCAGCACCUGUAUAUCCUCUUAUUGCUGGAGUUUCAGUGAUUGCCCUUUUUAUUAGUAUGCCAAGAUUAAAGGAUCUAUACCAAGUCACAGUGGGAGGCUCAAUUUCAGGAUCCACUCUAACUGCAAAGAAAGAAGUGAGAAAGUUAGCUGUGAGAAAGAAGACUUUCUGA
Ilex paraguariensis (yerba mate) is the source of this 807-nucleotide messenger RNA. Lineage: Eukaryota; Viridiplantae; Streptophyta; Magnoliopsida; Aquifoliales; Aquifoliaceae. The record is from the annotation of a GenBank genome assembly.